AACAAACAGACAAAUUUUCCUGUUCCUGUUAACCCAUUUUUUUAAAAUUGAAACUUUAAAAAGAAGCUAAUUAUAAAAGCUAAUCACAAUGAGUUUUGAUUUGGGAAACACAGGCUCAGAUGAAGAGGAAUAUGAUCCAUAUUCAAUGAUGCCUGUUACUAAACUUGUGGCCUUGUAUGAUUAUUCUUAUCAAGAUGAUGAUGGUCAUAUAGUUCAUAUGAAAGAAGGGGAAAAAUAUCAUCUAAUCCAAAAAGAGGGUGAUUGGUGGGAGGUUAUUAGAGACAUGGGUAAUUUGGACGAUCUCUCGUUCUACGUUCCUGCUAAUUAUGUACGUGUUGUUGACAACAGCGGAAGUAAUGUGGACGCCACAACAAAAACGGAUGAUUCAGGACUUGAGAGGGAUGAAGAAAUCAGAUCAGGAAAUAGCACACUAGAUGAAGAUUCCUCUGACCUCUCAAGUGCACAAGUGACUCCGGAAAAAAAUGUCGGCAAAACAGAAAAUGGAGUGGUGGGAUUAAAUAGCAAGAUGGAGGAAUUAGGCAGUGAGGUAACAUUCGAGCGAAAACAAUCAACCACCUUUUCCACAUUCGGGACUCAGACCACAGGGUCUAUAAAUCUAAACACUAAGAUUGCUGAAAACAAAGGAUAUAGAAGAAGUUUUUCAGAUGAAGGAGAUUAUGUGAAUUUAGAUGAGUACAGACUUAAUGCUGGUCUGAAUUCAGAGAGAAGAGAUGGGACACAGGAGAGAAUCCAAGAGGACCUUUAUGCCAACGUUACGGAGAUCCAUUCAGGGGACACAAUCAAAACCCCUGAUUCACCACCCCCCUCAACAGAGGGGAAUUACUUAAAGACACUUUUGGGGGUAUGGGAUAGUUUUCUGGACCCUGUCACGAAGCGAAUCUACUACGUUAAUAGGGAAACACAUGAAAGAACAUAUAAACCUCCACGUCCCGCAGACAGGCAAAAACAGGUUGAAGCCUUGAACAGUAGGAAGGUCAGUCUACCUGAAAUCCUCGUAAACAAUGAUACCGUGCCUAGUGGAUGGCGAGUGGAAGACAGUGCUGCGGGGAAAAUAUUCGUUAACUCUGCCACAAAUGAGAAGUGGGCCUCAAAAGUCAACGAAGACGGUCAGCGGUAUUACUUCAAAAUUGACGGUGAUGAGUCUGCCUGGGAACUCCCGAAGAUUGAUGAACCAAGUAGUCCGCCCCCUGUUGGGCCCCCUCCUACACGUUCCCCUAGCAGGUCCCCCCGAAUGGCACGAUCGGUAAAAGCCCAAUCCUUGAUCAUUGGGAACAAAAUUAACUUUCAGCCCUAUAUGCCUACCAUACAUGCAUCUGCACAAAUUCCAAAGUCGCAAACUUUGCCUGCCAACAUGUCUACCCCUCUCAUAAUGGAAAGUGUUUCCAAUGACCAAAGAAGUGCAACAGUGGCUCCACAGAUGCAGGAGGGACUCUCAGGAACUUUCAAGGUUGCCAAAGUCAUGGAGGCUGGAAAACCAAAGAAAAAAAGUUCAAACCAGAACUUUGUCAAGCUAUCUGGCUCUAAUAUGGUGUUUUAUAAGGAUCUAAGGGCAUCAAAAAGCCAGCCAGGUUCCCCAAAUGGAAGACCAGAGUUUAUAGUACCCUUACAUGGGGGGAUGGUAGAAAAGCAUGGCAAGGAAAAGGCUAACAAGAAGUAUUUAAAGUUGACUACGAGCCAAGGAGACCAGUAUAUACUACAGUUUGAGGAUGACAUCAUGAUGAUAAGUUGGCUAACUCAAAUAGAUAAAACAAUAAGAAGUCUGGGAGGAUCUACAGAUGUCACACCACCUUCACCGUCACAGUUAAGGCCGGAACCAGAAAAAUUGCCAAAGAAAAAACCUUCCUUUAAAACAAGCCCCUCAAAGGAAUCAUUAACAUUAGUCAGAAAAGGAAGUUCUAAUGAGGAAGGAAGUUUGGAGAGGGGCAAAAUGAGGACCAAACUAUUCAACUUCUUAAAAUCAAGACCCACAAAAGAGUCUCUUGAGCAAAAGGGCAUUAUCAAGGAUGCUGUUUUUGGAGCUCAUCUUAAACAACUUUGUGAGAGAGAAAAAGGAAAGAUUCCUAAAUUUGUGCAGAAAUGUGUUGUGGCGAUAGAGAAGAAAGGUCUGGAUCAUGAUGGGAUGUACAGGAUAAGUGGAAAUCUUGCUCAAAUCCAGAAACUCAGGUGCCAGGUUGAUCAAGACCACUAUAACUUAGAGGAUGAAUGCUGGGACAUCCAUGUUUUAACUGGUUCCCUUAAACUGUUCUUCAGAGAAUUAAAAGAGCCUUUGUUCACUUUUGGAGUAUUUGACAAGUUUAUUCCUGCUCUAGGCAAGGAAAAGAACAAUGAUCGUUUAAAAGCCGUGAGAGAUUUAAUCAACACACUACCAAAGUAUAACUAUGAAACAUUGAAAUUCCUGCUUGCCCACUUAUGCAAGGUCAUAGAGCAUAGCAAGGAGAAUCGGAUGCAGGUCCAUAGUGUUGCCAUAGUCUUUGGCCCCACGUUAAUUUGGCCAGAGACUGUAACGCCAAACUUAGCUGCCAAUAUGAUUUACCAGAGUCGGAUUGUAGAGUACUGUCUUUUGGAGUACAGAAAUAUUUUUAGGUGAAAAAAAAGAAGCAUGAUUUGUGUACAGUGCACUUUUUCUCUAUUUCGUGCUCUAGACUACAAAUACUGUGUAUGAAAGAACUUGGUCAGAUUGGGAUAGAAGAAAAAAUACAAGUAAAAGUAUUAUGCUAAGGCUCAAAGUAAGAUGAUGAUUUUCAAAAUGAGGAAUCAGUCUGGGAAUUAUUGAGAUGAAAACUACAUGAGAGAUCAGAGAUACAGAGGCAUCAGUUACAGCUGUAGAGAAUUUGUCCUAUCUGACAAGGUCAGAGGUCAAAUGUUACAAGGUCAUUAG
This is a messenger RNA of Saccostrea echinata, 2899 nucleotides long. RefSeq names its product rho GTPase-activating protein 15-like. Lineage: Eukaryota; Metazoa; Mollusca; Bivalvia; Ostreida; Ostreidae. The transcript has 17 exons. The record is from RefSeq and is a predicted model, not a curated record. Gene Ontology annotation, molecular function: protein binding. Gene Ontology annotation, cellular component: cytoplasm. Gene Ontology annotation, biological process: regulation of GTPase activity; signal transduction. Bases 89 to 2608 code for a protein of 839 amino acids.